CUGCUCCAAAUUUUAGGGUUCUGGAGCUUUUUAGUUCUCUUUUCUCUUCUGCUCUCUCUGAGGUUUCAUCUGUUUUCUCUGGUUCGAAGAAGGGACAUUACCUGUAUCGGAGAUGAAGGCGUGAAAUCACUCACUCUUGUUUUCAAGAUCUUGAAUUGGCUUUCCCCUUUCUCUCCGAGAUUGGGGCACCAUGGCUAUGAAAUUGAACUCAGGGGACAGUAGGACUCGGAGCUCUGUAUCUAUAUUUAUUGUCAUUGGUUUAUGUUGUUUCUUCUAUAUUUUGGGAGCUUGGCAGAAAAGUGGUUUUGGAAAAGGAGACAGCAUAGCUGUAGAGAUAACCAAGCAAACAGACUGCAGUGCCCCGUCAAAUCUGAAUUUUGAGACCCACCAUGGUGGUGAUGCACGAGCAAUUGAUGAUUCUGAUUUAAAAGCUCAAGUGUUUGAGCCAUGCCGUGCUAGCUAUACUGAUUACACACCCUGCCAAGAUCAGAAGCGGGCUAUGACCUUUCCCAGGGAGAAUAUGAAUUACAGAGAAAGACACUGUCCUCCAGAGAAAGAGAAGCUGCAUUGCCUAAUUCCGGCACCAAAAGGAUACGUGACUCCAUUUCCUUGGCCAAAGAGUCGUGAUUAUGUACCAUAUGCAAAUGCACCAUAUAAGAGCUUGACAGUCGAGAAGGCUGUCCAGAACUGGAUUCAGUAUGAGGGCAAUGUGUUUCGGUUUCCUGGUGGAGGAACACAAUUUCCUCAAGGAGCUGAUACAUAUAUUGAUCAACUUGCGUCCGUGAUUCCAAUUGAAAACGGCACGGUUAGAACUGCAUUGGACACUGGUUGUGGGGUUGCGAGUUGGGGUGCAUACCUUUGGAAAAGAAAUGUAAUAGCGAUGUCAUUUGCCCCAAGAGAUUCACAUGAAGCACAAGUUCAAUUUGCUUUGGAAAGGGGUGUGCCAGCAGUCAUUGGUGUUCUUGGAACCAUAAAGCUGCCAUAUCCAUCUAGGGCCUUUGAUAUGGCUCACUGUUCUCGCUGCUUGAUUCCAUGGCAUGGAAAUGAUGGCAUGUACAUGAUGGAAAUAGAUCGAGUUCUUAGACCUGGUGGCUACUGGGUACUGUCUGGUCCUCCCAUUAAUUGGAAGAAUCACUAUAAAGCAUGGCAGCGUCCUAAGAAGGAACUCCAAGAGGAACAAAGAAAGAUUGAAGAUAUGGCCAAACUUCUUUGCUGGGAAAAGAAACAUGAAAAGGAUGAUAUUGCCAUCUGGAGGAAGAGAGUAAAUGCCAAGUCAUGUCAUGGGAGACAAGAUGAUUCUCGUGCUAAUAUGUGUGAAUCCAAAAAUGCAGAUGAUGUUUGGUACAAGAAAAUGGAGGUGUGUAUAACUCCUUAUCCCAAGGUUAAUAAUCCAAAUGAAGUUGCUGGAGGGGAGCUUAAAUCAUUUCCCCAGAGGCUCAAUGCUGUUCCUCCUAGAAUAGCUGGUGGAUCUGUCACCGGAGUUUCUGUUGAGAAGUACCUGGAUGACAAUAAAUUAUGGAAGAAGCAUGUAAAGGCUUACAAGAAGAUCAAUCAUAUCAUUGACUCAGGGAGGUAUCGCAACAUAAUGGAUAUGAAUGCUGGUUUGGGAAGUUUCGCAGCAGCACUUGAAUCUCCCAAACUGUGGGUUAUGAAUGUUGUGCCUACAAUUUCUGAUAAAAACACUCUUGGUGUUAUUUAUGAACGAGGAUUGAUCGGCAUAUAUCAUGACUGGUGUGAGGCUUUCUCUACAUAUCCAAGGACGUACGAUUUUAUUCAUGCCAAUGGUGUUUUCAGCUUAUACAAGGAUAAAUGUAAGGCAGAAGACAUUCUUCUAGAGAUGGACCGGAUCUUGAGACCCGAGGGUGCAGUCAUACUGCGUGAUGAAGUUGAUGUGCUGAUCAAGGUGAAGAAAAUUGUUGAAGGGAUGAGGUGGAAUACAAAAAUGGUAGAUCAUGAAGAUGGUCCCCUGGUCGGUGAAAAAGUACUCUUUGCUGUCAAACAGUAUUGGGUUGUAGGUGGGAAGAACUCAACAUCUUCGUGAU
Telopea speciosissima is the source of this 2042-nucleotide messenger RNA. RefSeq names its product probable methyltransferase PMT2. The coding region runs from base 191 to 2041 and encodes 616 amino acids. Gene Ontology annotation, molecular function: methyltransferase activity. The record is from RefSeq and is a predicted model, not a curated record. NCBI's taxonomy places the organism in Eukaryota, Viridiplantae, Streptophyta, Magnoliopsida, Proteales, Proteaceae. The transcript has 8 exons. Gene Ontology annotation, cellular component: trans-Golgi network; endosome; cytoplasm.